CUACCACUGACCAAGGCGGCCAUUUUGAAAAAGAGUGAUUAGCAAUUCAAUUUUUUAUUUAAACACAGCCCAUUGCCCUCAUUCAGCCAUGUUUUGAACGCUAAUUCUCAGGGGGAAAGCAGUAAAACCUUCAACCGACAAAAAUGGCCUAGCAGUUCAAUGUAUUUCCCGAGAGAACGUGUUGUUUUUGGAUAUGAUAAGCCGUGAAAUCGAUGGAAAGCGAUGAACAAACAGAACAAGCUCGCCAACGUGCUCUUCAUCUUGCUGCUGAAGUAGCGGAAACAGAUGACAGUAAUGUGCCUGUCUUACUGUUACAGUUGAAAGACAUCCUUGAUCUGGCUCCACCUCAGAGCAGCCUGGGAACUAUCAUCAGAAUUGAUUUGUGGACGUAUGAUGUUAUCCAUGUUUGCAAUUUAGCCUUGAAGCAAGACUUUGCCACUGUAGUGGGAGGUUGGAAUACUGCAACUCAGUUGGGGACGAUUUUGUGUCAGAGCUGUGUUGGUCUGAAGCUGCCAGAAGUCAAAGAAUAUGAAGAAUCAUUUCUUCCAGAUGUGGUGGAAAAUGUGUUGACUGUGGCUGCAAAGUUGCUUGACUUCAGUAUCAAAGCUAGAGAUACGGUGGAGAAAAACAAACAUUUUCAGAGCUUCAGGACAACAGUGAACUCACUGGAGUGGCUUUACAGCUUCCAUGUGUUCCUGACUUACAGUGUGCUGCAGUCUAAACGGUUUGUACAGAUACUAAUGUCUGAAGAUGUUGAAGCAUCACUGUUUAUUUUGUUGAUCCUGGAGAAUAUCUUCAAAACAAACAGAUCCAUAAUGGGCAAGUUAGAGACCAAUGUACUGUAUAGCAUUCUUGAUGAAAUUGUUUUCAAGAUAUCAGCAUCAGAGGAAUCAUCAGUUGGACGGGCAUCAAUUCAUCUCAUUCUAACAGCAACCAAUGUUCACCCACCCCUUGUUGAAAUUUUGUUGUCAAAAAGAUACAGGGGUUUGAAGGCUUACCUGGGUAAAUGGAAGGCUCGAGGGUUCGAUAAUGAUGUGAAAAGACUUGUGUCAUUACUGGAGGCUGGUUCCAUUGCUCAGGCAGAACAAUUGAGACUCUCUCGUGCAGCAACAGUCAUUCAAGCAUUUUACCGUGGCUCCAAACAACGACGGAGCCUCAAACAAGCCGAGCUGGGAAUCAUUUUACUUCAGAGAAACUUCAGACAACGCCGCUUGGACAAGGAGCGAUCGAGAGACAAGGAAAAGCGGCAUGAAGAACGCAAACUGGCUAUCGAGCAGAAGCGAAUCAACGAAUUCAGAUCAUCCAUGCAAAAACAGCUCAAGAUGUUAGAGAGCGUGCCUGCCAGAGAAGUAAAUUUGUUUAUGGCGGAGAACCAAGGGAAGGCAGCCAGUAAGAUACAAGCUGUGUUCCGUGGGAUGAUGGGGAGGAGGAAAUAUCGCGAACGAUUCGAUGAAGUGACGCGAGAAAGAGCUGCCGUAACUAUACAGCGCCAGUUCCGCCGAUACCGACAGCGCAUGGCAGAGCGUAACACUCCUUAUCCUGUAGUACCAGGUUUGACUGACGCCAGGAGAGCUGAACUACAGAACAUGAUUGCCGAUCAUCGACAGAAGUAUCCGCCGAAGCACAGAACACAGGAGGAACUCAAAGAGCUCCACGAGAAGGCUUUUUCAAUGCUUGCCAAUCACGUGUUGUCUAACAUGAAGAUAAGAAAGGGUGAACAGAGAAGAGAUGCACUGCUGGCUAGACUGAACGUGGACACAGAUCAGCUGUUAGCUGCUCCAAAACUUCAUGAAGUGGCUCCCGACAUGCUCGACUCCUUCACGUCAAGAUCGGCGCCCGUGAUAGCCAGAGCACAGCAGUGUCAUAAUGAGGAAAUGCGCAGACUCAAACUUCCUUGGUGGAAAAAAAUUAUCGUUGCCAUCACGGCCAUUGCCUGUCCCGUUACCAUUCUGUUAAACCUCUUGGUGAUAAUAGCAAUGAAGACGAGAAGAGAAAUGAAAAAGAAUUCAAACAUCUUGCUGUCUAGCGUGGCCUUAACUGAUCUUUUGGUGGGCGCUGUUUCUAUGCCACUGUCUAUCUCGUUAGACACGUUAGUUAUCCAGAGAGUUUUAGAUGUGGAUAUUAUCUGUACAAUAGAUGUUGUAAGUGUCUCUUUAAUGUACACUAUUUGCGGUGCGUCAUUUUUACAUUUGCUCUUAAUUGCUUGGGAAAGGUAUGUGGCAGUAGCGAAAUGGAUGGAUUACAAAGCUAUUGUGACAAGAGACCGUAUAAACAAGUACACGAGAGUUGCUUGGCUGUUGGCAGUACUAUUGGCUGUUCCACCUGCAGUAAUGGAAUCCGCUAGCGUUCUUCAUGAAAUUAUAUUAGUCGUAGAUGUAAUUUUGAGCAUUUUCUGGUUUGUCUGCUUAUCACUUAUAGCAUAUUUUUAUGUCAAGGCUUAUCUCGCCGUGCGAAAAUGGAACCGAACGCGAAUCCUCCCAGUAAAUGUUCUGGUCAAAGGGAAGCUUGAAAGCAAGUUUGCUUACACGACUUUCUGGUUAACGGUUUUCUUUGCAGUGUCGGGUUUUCCGAGCGUCGGCGUUUAUCUUUUUCGGGGAGUUGCGCCUUUUUUCCGCCAGGUUUCCACUGUACGAUGGGCAGAAACAAUACUUCAGUUUAACUCUCUUUUCAAUCCACUAUUGUACUGGUAUAGCACGAAACGCUUAAGAAAAGCUACGUUGGAGCUGUUAUGUUGCAGAAACAGGACAACAGAGCGCACUGCGAGCCAUGUAAGGCAACGUCGCUAUUCCGUGGCAUCGCUAGAUGCCGAAAAGUUGCAAAGCGAGCAAAAGCGCCCCCGAUUUUUCAGGUCAAAAUCUCUCGGUGCAGUGAUGUGCUCAGACACCUUUCGACAGAGGUCGAGCAAAGCAGUAAAGGAAAGACUGCCCGUGUCAGCUCCAUCGAGGGUAGCAAGCGACGAGAUAUUUGCGCCACAGCACGACCAACUAACUGUAACAGUCCAGAUUGAAAAUGCUCCAGGAGGGAAAGGCAGUCUGCGCAAAAUUGAAUUACCGAAAAACACCACGGAGCUUGGAAGAUCUCAGGGUCCUAUCGGUUGGAAAAUUGUGCGAUCAAGGUCACUGCAUGAAAACCCUUUCGUGUCACUAACUAAAUGUCAUCAUAUUGCGAAACAGAGGAAUGCCCAGAGAUCCAGAUCAGUGCCGAUAAUGUUGAAAACCUUACACGAACCGAAGGACAGAACAACUGUUGUAACUGUUGAUGAGUUGACCAAUGAUAAAGGACUUUCGUGUAAUCGUUACGAGGAAACGAAACUAUAA
Molecule: messenger RNA, 3317 nt
Organism: Orbicella faveolata
Lineage: Eukaryota; Metazoa; Cnidaria; Anthozoa; Scleractinia; Merulinidae
Product: IQ calmodulin-binding motif-containing protein 1-like
Biological process (GO): cilium assembly
Cellular component (GO): cilium
Molecular function (GO): calmodulin binding
Source: RefSeq, a predicted model, not a curated record